Molecule: messenger RNA, 5778 nt
Organism: Symbiodinium natans
Lineage: Eukaryota; Dinophyceae; Suessiales; Symbiodiniaceae
Source: the annotation of a GenBank genome assembly
AUGGACCGGUCUUGGAGACUCGUUGCAAUCGCAGGCUGCGCCUGCGCGCUUUUCCUGGUUGGCUGCGACCAGGCGAACACUGACGUGGGGCCCACGUUCCUGUCUUCGUCGUCUACGUCUACGUCACGUGGAGCUGGAGAGACCACGACUCAGACGACCACCGCGGCAGAUGGCAGCACAAGCGCCACAAGCACCGGAGUAGAUCCAGGCACAGAUCCUAGCACCACAUCCGCAGGAGAUGCAGGCACAGGUGGGACGAGCAGCACAAGCAGCACAAGCAGCAUCAUGCUGGAGCCCCGCUCACCAGCAGGCGAUGCUCAAUUCCUGAUGCAUGCGAGCUUCGGUCCCACUCGAGCAAGCUUGGAUGAGCUGCAGUCCACGGACCAUGAAGCAUGGAUCAAGCAGCAGAUGGCCCUGCCAGCCACUCUGCUGAGGAGCCGAUACAGGCAGCGUGCGAACCCUGCGGCCAAAGAGGAGAAGCAACCGGGCGUGCCGCGCACACCCUGUGAGAAGGGUUCGCGUUGGCAGCAAGUGACACUCAGCCACGACGAUAUUGGGAAACCAAUUGCUGUUACCAGCAGCAAGAUCUUCGUCUCGGGCAGUUUCCGCACUGAUCUCGACUCCAACCAUGCAUUGAACGGUCUCAGCGCACCGCAGUCAUGUGGCUCAGUUCCCAAGUCGAACUGGGCGAAUGUCGGGAAGAGCUGCAGCUCAGAGGUGUCGAAGUGGAGAUGCAGAAACAACGUGGACUGGACAGCCGAAAAACUUUGCCAGCAGGAGUGCUUUGAUCUUGGCUAUGGGUAUGAUGGCGACGACUGCUCACAGGGCUGGCCCGCACUCGACACCCUCAACUUCGAUGGUUACGUCUGCUCGGUGGAGCCAGCGGCGAUGGUUGGAAGCCAGGUGACCCUUUCUACGUCCCAAGCUUGCAACAACAUUGUGGUGAUGCUGAAUCCCGGCAUCCACGUGCUCGGCCUGCUUGCAACGUCUGCCUCCUUCUCAUCGGUGCGGUCAGGCGUCAUCACUCUAAGCCAGCCGCCAGUUCCUUGCGAUUUUGGCGAUUUCAUCAAGGUGAACAACUUGGCUUACCGCUACGACUCCCGCUUAAAACUGGUGGAUGUCCAAGCUCCAUCGGAGGAGACCUGCGUGGCCGUCCCCAAGACCCAACUAAACGUGGACCAGUGUGCCGUUCAGGCUGGCCGUGUUUGCAAUGUGGCGCAAGCGACCUCGGCCACCUUGAUCCUGAAUACCAGCAGCCUCGAGCUGAUCUCGACGCAGACAAGUAGCUACGUCUACUCUGUUUCCGGCCUCCAGGCUGACACCGGGCCAUGCGGCACGCUCUCUCGAUGGAAGCAGCUGGACUGUGGGGCAGUGGACUGCACGCCAAGCUCGCUGGAUUCAGCCGACCUUGCACUCAUUGUCGGUGCUCUGGGGCAGAAGCAGGGGGAGUAUCGAGAUAUUUUCGUGACCUGCGCCACCAACGUGGCUUCCGGCUCCGUGGUUUCUGUGAGUGGUGUGGCCUUCGGACAUAGCCAUGUGCAAGAAGGUAGCGUUUUUGAUUUCUCGACUUGGGUCAGUGAGCACCCUGGUGGUGCUGCGGCCAUUACGAAGUGGGCGAGCAGUGGUUAUCAACUUGUUUAUCCCGCCAGCCAUCCGAUGUCCCGUUUUGAAUCGGCACUGGCCGACAAGAAGCUUCACUACGUGGGGACUCUCGGGGAGGAGAUCAGAUAUCUGAGUCUUCCGACCACUCUCCAGUCAGAGACCCUGGCACUGGCCCUCGCGCCUCAGUCUUCGGAGGACUUUUCUCUGGCAUGCCCUUCGCCUGGUGAGAGCUCCAACAAGCCGGAGCUCGGCAACAACAUGCCCUUCUUCAUGUUCUUUGAAGGCUUCAGCAACGCAGAGGUGGACUUGGACAUUGAUCACCCAAGCAAGGAUUACGAUGCCAAGUCCCGGUAUGCGCGCACCAACGCCUGGAUUAACCAGGCGAUCACUGCGCCAGACCAGCUCCGUCAACGUGUUGCGUGGGCCUUGUCCCAGAUUUUGACUGUGGGCACCGGCGGCUUUACGUACUUCUUUCAGUUCGAGAUGUGGGUCAACUACUACGACAUCCUGGUACGGGGUGCCUUUGGGAACUAUUUGGAUUUGCUUCGCGAAGUCACCUUGAGUCCUCUCAUGGGCGAGUAUCUGUCCUUCUUCAGGAACUCAGCUUUCGACCAUGACCAGAAUUAUCCAGAUGAGAACUAUGCCCGGGAAGUCAUGCAGCUCUUCACGGUGGGGACAGUGAAGUUGAACCCGGAUGGUUCCGAAGUCCUUGUCGGGGGCAGCCCUGUCCCCACGUACGACAAUGAGGACAUCAUGACCUUCGCCAGCGUCCUCACGGGCUUCGACCGGCAGCUGAUGCGAAGCAAUUUGGAAGUGGUGAAAGGCUCCACCGGCAGGAACAUCAUCGAUCCUAUGCAGAUGAAAGCCGAUUGGCACGAUGCCUAUCCAAAAAUGGACUUGGACGGCAACUACCUCGGCGAUGGAUAUCCCCUUUGCGAAGACCUGCCUCAGGACGCGUUCCUUUCGAGCGGCGCGCGCUUUGAGUUCCUUAGCAGCCACUAUGGGUCCAACGACGCACUGAUCCUCGACAGCGCGUCGCCUUUGUACCAGGCCCUCUGUUCCCCCGAUGGUUCCGGAGCAUGCAGCUUUCAGGCAUCCGUCCUGCUCUCCCAGGAUCUGUCCUGCCAUGGAGAUGAGUGCGAUGCCACACUCCCGAAUGCUGUCAAGGUUGGCGCUGCGUACUACGAGUUCGUGCCUCCUGCCUGCGUGCAUCUCUAUUUCCACAACGGCAAGAUUGCCACGGAUGGAGGGGACAAGCGGGACUUUUCCAGCAAGAUCAUGUGCACAAACCCUGGGACCUUUGCUGGAGGUAGCUACUGUUGUGACGGCUGCACCAAUAUCCGGCCCCCGAGCUGGGUGCCGGAUAAGUUUUGUGAGAACCAGUCGAGCUCCAGUUUCCCCAGCAAGUGUAUCAAUGCCAACGUUUGGCUAAAUAACAAGUACUGCGAGCAGCGCUGCUUUGAGGAGGGCUAUGGCUAUGGACGGGAAUGUACACAGGCGUAUCGUGAGGGUCACAAGUGUGGCUUCUACCAGGAGAAGGUGAGCUAUGCCAAAGCAGUCAGCUACUGCAACAGUCUGGGGCUGCAGAUCUGCGAUAGGCAGACUGGCUUGACCACCUGCGGCUACAACGACGAUGAUGCUCGCAUCUGGACGCAGGUCAAUUGCAGCAUCAAUGUGUCCGUGGAUGAUGCUGGCAAAGUUACCUCGCAGAAGGAUGAGGACACGAAGAUGAAUAAGAUCCGUGUCAGCUGGGUUGACAGUCUACAGCCCGACGUCACCGCCUGCCCCGCAGAAUGCAGCAGCGCGGCGACUUCAUGCGUUUGCCCAAUCUCUGUCGAGCUUCAGGCUGCCUUUGACAGGGUUCCCACUGUGCAAGAGCUGCAGCAGCUGAAGAUCGGUGCGUUUGCUCCAACCGGUGCUUGUGCCAGCUGUGGGGAUGUCAAGGCGUACCACGCCGGCGUCAUCGACGAAGCAACCAUCUUCGAAUACCAAGGCAAGUACUACAAGAAUGUACAAAGCCUGGUGCACGUGGCGGGCAAGAGCUUCCGAAACCCUCCCUUGUUCGGGUUCACUGAGACUCCCAGCUCCAGAUCAUCUAUGUGGGAGGUGGAGAGCAUGCUGGAGCACUUGGUGUCUCAUCCAAACACGCCCCCGUUCAUCGCUCUUCGUCUGAUCCAGCGCCUGGUGAGCUCAAACCCAAGCUCUGGCUACUUAUCUGCCGUGGCCGAGGCCUUCCGGACCGGGGCCUAUGGGGACGAGACAUUCUCGGGCCGCUAUGGGGAUCUGGCCGCGGCCGUGGCGGCCGUGCUCCUUCAUCCAGAAGCCCAAGCCUCUAUCGACACGCGGGGAGCAUUGCGCGAGCCGCUCGUGAAGAUUGUGCACUUCCUGCGCGCGAUGGAGUUCGUCGACGCGGCUGGACGGGAGCUCCUGUUUCAGGAGCUGCAGGACCUCCUUGGCCAGGCGCCCUUCAUGUCGCCCUCCGUCUUCAACUUCUACCGCCCGGAUUUCCAGCCGAGCGGCCUGGGCGGACUCGUUGCCCCCGAGGCUCAGAUCUUUGAGGGCUCCACCGUUGUGAAUUUCAUCAACGGCAUGCUCUCUUUGAUCAAGCAUGGAGGGGUCACAGCUUGUGAUGGGGGCUUUGGCCUGGAGACGGAUGCCUGCAACCAGAGCUCCUUCACAAAGACUUGGGGCUCCAGCUCCAGCCCUACCGACCCAACUGGCAUUCUGGAGGAGCUGAACCUGCUUCUCACAGGUGGCCGCCUCACUAACCACUCUCAGCAGGUGGCCGAGGCGGCUUUUCAGAAGGAAGGGGUCCAGGCCAUGCAGGAGGCGAUCGUCUUGGCUCCGGAGUUCAAUGCCCUUGGAGAUCCCAAGCCACAGGGCCCGCGGAGCAGCAGCGCCACAACUGCAACGCCGCACGUGCCGGCCUCCUACAAGGCUCUGAUCAACUUGUACUUGGGUGGAGGGGCGGACACCUUCAACCUGGUGGUCCCUAUCGACUGCGCGCUGAAUUCGGAAUACCAGUCAGUCAGGAAGUCGGCAGCCAUGCCAAAUGCCAACCUGCUGGAAGUCAGCACGUCCGGGCAGACCUGUAGCAAAUUCGGCGUCCACUACAAGCUUCCUGCGCUGCAUGCCCUGUACCAGGAAGGGCGAGCAGCCUUCAUCAGCAACGUCGGCUCCUUGGUAGAGCCGAUGGACAAGAACGACUACUUCAAGGGCUCGAAGGCCACUUGCGCGGGGCUCUUCUCCCACUCGGACCAGGCCGAGGCAGCACAGACGCUGAAGUGCCAGGUGCGGGGCUCUGGCCCGAGGGGCGUCGGGGGCCGUAUGGCAGAUUCACUGAGCCAGACCCAGGGCCUGAGCACCAUGAGCUUCUCGCUCAAGGGCCGCCAGACUUGGUCGCAGGGCAACUACGUCGGCCAGGUUGGCGUCCCCAUCACUGGCGAGGUGCCCACGCUUCUGAAUUAUACGGGGAAGAGGGAGCUCCUGAAGGAACUGACGCAGCAGGAGCUUGGGAACAUCUACUGCGAGGAGUACGCCAAGAGUGCUGGGGCGCUCGUUGACUCGAACCAAGAGCUGUAUGACCAGCUGGCAAAUGUUACGCUCAUGACCACUUGGAGCAUUCCUGAUGGCACUGCCGGGAAGCUGAUGCAGACGAUGGAGGCAGUGGCCAAACUCAUCGUGACGCGCAACGAGCGUCAAGUUGAACGAGACUUCUUCUAUGUGGAGUUGGCGGGCUUUGACACACACAACGAAAUUCACGAGGUAAUGGAUGAGAACUUCGACUACCUCAACAUCGCAUUGGAGGCCUUCGUGGCGGAGAUGAAAGCUCAAGGCUUGUUCGACGCCGUCACGAUGGUCUCCUCGUCGGAUUUUGGGCGCACGCUGACCUCGAAUGGCAAGGGGACCGACCAUGGAUGGGCCGGCAACCACUUCGUUCUGGGAGGUGCCGUUCGAGGUGGAAAGGUCCUCAACGAUUAUCCAGACAGCUUGCUUGAGGGCAACAAUCAGGACGUUGGUCGGGGGCGGUUGAUUCCCAAGUAUCCGUGGGAGAGCAUCCUUUUCCCGGUGUCGGAGUGGAUGGGUGUGAAUGCAGCAGAUCACAACACGAUUUUCCCAAAUCUUGCCAACUUUAAUUCGUCAUAUAUACUUUCAACCAGCUCGCUCUUCGACUGA